CGAAGGCAGGCGCCCCCACGAAAAGGCAACCGAGAACCCCGCCGCCCUUUUCCUUGCCUUCCUGCCCAACACCGCCUCCCUCCCUUCCUUGCAUUCCAUCGUCGCCCCUCGCGCACGCACCCAACAGCGCAGCGGCACCACCAGUUCGUGCGUGAACUCUCCGUCCCCUCGGCUCUCGCCGCUCACGCGUCCCUCGUGCCCGGCGCCGCGCGCACUCCGCGGGGGCACGGCACGGCACCGCCGCCGGCGCGCCGCCUCUGCGACCGGCAUUGUGGAGCGCCCGCGACCCCGGCUGGUGAGGAUAUGUAUUGAUAUACGCUACCGCUUUGAUGGUUGGUCUUCUUCUUCUGCCACUACUUGAAUGGAGAAGGCUAUCAAAUUAAAGAUUACAAUUUGAACUGAUAGCAAUGGGACCCCAUUGUUUCUUCAUCUUGAUCCUACUGAUAUGCUUCACCCCCAGCUCUGCUUUGGCUGGACAUAAUGAUAUAAAUACCUUGUUCAAACUGAGGGACGCGGUCACUGAAGGGAAAGGGUUUCUCCGUGAUUGGUUUGAUUCAGAAAAAGCCCCAUGCAGUUGGUCAGGUAUAACUUGUGCGGAACAUACUGUGGUGGAAAUAGACUUGUCUUCUGUGCCAAUUUAUGCCCCAUUCCCGCCAUGUGUCGGGUCAUUCCAAUCACUUGCUCGUCUCAACUUUAGCGGUUGUGGGUUUUCUGGUGAGCUUCCAGAUGUCUUGGGGAACCUGCACAAUCUUGAACACCUUGAUUUGAGCCAUAACCAGCUUACAGGGGCCCUUCCUGUUUCAUUGUAUGGGCUGAAGACAUUGAAAGAAAUGGUGCUUGACAAUAAUUUCUUUUCCGGGCAGUUGAGCCCCGCUAUUGCACAGCUUAAGUAUCUCAAGAAGCUUUCUGUAUCCUCAAAUUCUAUCUCUGGCGCCAUUCCUCCGGAGUUGGGCAGUCUGCAGAAUCUGGAGUUCCUGGACCUUCACAUGAACACAUUUAAUGGGUCGAUACCAGCAGCUUUGGGUAAUCUGUCUCAGCUCUUGCACCUUGAUGCUAGCCAGAAUAAUAUCUGUGGCUCAAUAUUUCCAGGAAUCACUGCAAUGACAAACCUAGUUACAGUUGAUCUCUCUUCAAAUGCUUUGGUGGGGCCACUACCUAGGGAGAUCGGUCAGCUACAGAAUGCUCAACUGUUAAUAUUGGGACAUAAUGGUUUCAAUGGAAGCAUUCCAGAAGAGAUCGGUGAACUAAAGCUGCUGGAAGCGCUUGAGCUCCCUGGAUGCAAGCUCACAGGCAUCCCUUGGACAGUUGGUGAUCUCAGAAGUUUGAGAAAGCUUGAUAUUUCAGGGAAUGAUUUCGAUACUGAAAUCCCGGCAUCUAUCGGCAAGCUGGGAAAUCUGACUCGUCUAUCUGCAAGGAGUGCUGGGCUAGCUGGGAAUAUUCCGAGAGAACUUGGUAACUGCAAGAAGCUUGUCUUUGUUGAUUUCAAUGGCAACUCCUUUUCUGGCCCUAUACCUGAAGAACUUGCAGGUUUAGAGGCCAUUGUCUCAUUUGAUGUGCAAGGGAACAAUCUAUCUGGUCACAUUCCAGAGUGGAUCCAGAAUUGGGCGAAUCUUCGUUCAAUAUAUCUGGGGCAGAACAUGUUCAAUGGACCCCUGCCAGUACUGCCAUUGCAGCAUCUAGUUAUGUUUUCUGCAGAAACCAACAUGCUAUCAGGUUCUAUUCCUGGUGAGAUUUGUCAGGCCAAAUCACUGCAGUCACUCAGGUUGCACAACAACAAUCUGACUGGGAAUAUCAUGGUGGCAUUUAAAGGGUGCAAGAACCUUACGGAACUUAACCUGCAAGGAAACCAUCUUCAUGGUGAGAUACCACAUUACUUGUCUGAGCUCCCACUAGUAACACUUGAGUUGUCCCAGAACAACUUCACAGGAAAGCUGCCAGAGAAAUUGUGGGAAUCAUCAACUCUUCUGGAGAUCACACUCAGCUACAAUCAGCUUACUGGCCCUAUACCUGAAAGCAUCGGUAGGCUCUCCAGCUUGCAGAGGCUACAGAUCGACAGUAACUACUUAGAAGGGCCUAUCCCGCGGUCAAUCGGCGCUCUAAGGAAUCUGACAAAUCUCUCUCUAUGGGGCAAUAGGCUGUCUGGGAACAUUCCACUUGAGCUCUUCAACUGCAGAAACCUUGUCACCCUGGAUCUAAGUUCUAACAAUUUGUCUGGCCACAUCCCGAGUGCCAUAUCUCACUUGACAUUUCUCAACAGCUUGAAUUUGUCUAGUAACCAGCUGUCCAGUGCUAUACCUGCUGAGAUCUGUGUUGGAUUUGGGAGUGCAGCUCACCCUGACUCAGAGUUUGUUCAGCAUCAUGGCUUGCUUGAUCUGUCAUACAACCAAUUGACUGGUCAUAUCCCAACAGCGAUCAAGAAUUGUGUUAUGGUUACAGUCCUCAACCUCCAAGGAAAUAUGCUAAGUGGUACCAUUCCACCAGAGCUUGGAGAACUGCCAAAUGUUACAGCCAUCUACCUUUCUCAUAACACAUUAGUUGGCCCCAUGCUUCCUUGGUCUGCGCCAUUGGUACAACUGCAAGGCCUUUUUCUCUCUAAUAACCACUUAGGUGGCUCCAUUCCUGCUGAGAUAGGCCAAAUACUUCCCAAAAUCGAAAAGCUAGACUUAUCCAGUAAUGCACUUACUGGAACACUACCUGAGUCUUUACUCUGCAUCAAUUACUUAACCUAUCUGGAUAUCAGUAAUAACAGCCUCUCUGGACAAAUCCCAUUCUCUUGUCCUCAAGAAAAAGAGGCAUCGAGCUCCCUGAUAUUGUUCAAUGGGAGCAGUAACCAUUUCUCAGGGAACCUAGAUGAGUCUAUUUCAAACAUCACACAACUGUCUUUUCUUGAUAUCCACAACAACAGCCUCACUGGAAGUUUGCCCUUUUCACUUUCUGAUCUCAGUUAUUUAAACUACCUUGACCUCUCAAGCAAUGACUUUCAUGGUCCCUCCCCUUGUGGUAUCUGCAACAUAGUUGGCCUCACAUUUGCCAACUUCUCUGGUAAUCACAUUGGCAUGAGUGGCUUAGCGGAUUGUGUUGCAGAAGGCAUCUGUACUGGAAAGGGUUUUGAUCGGAAGGCACUUAUUUCAUCUGGUAGAGUUCGAAGAGCAGCAAUCAUUUGUGUUAGUAUACUCACUGUCAUCAUUGCCUUAGUUCUUCUGGUGGUUUAUCUGAAACGGAAGCUAUUGAGAAGCAGACCCUUGGCUCUUGUACCUGUCAGCAAGGCCAAGGCUACCAUCGAACCAACCUCAAGUGAUGAGCUCCUAGGGAAGAAGUUUCGAGAACCCUUGAGUAUCAAUCUUGCAACAUUUGAACACGCACUUCUGAGGGUCACCGCAGAUGAUAUUCAGAAAGCCACGGAGAAUUUCAGUAAGGUGCACAUUAUUGGGGAUGGUGGGUUUGGCACUGUCUACAGAGCAGCACUUCCUGAAGGUCGGAGAGUAGCGAUCAAGAGGCUUCAUGGUGGCCAUCAGUUCCAAGGUGAUCGUGAAUUCCUGGCCGAAAUGGAGACAAUUGGAAAGGUGAAACAUCCUAACCUUGUUCCUCUACUUGGCUACUGUGUAUGUGGUGAUGAAAGGUUCCUGAUAUACGAGUACAUGGAGAAUGGGAGUCUUGAGAUGUGGCUCAGGAACCGGGCUGAUGCCAUUGAAGCACUUGGAUGGCCAGACCGCCUGAAGAUAUGUAUUGGUUCUGCCCGCGGGCUUUCAUUCCUGCAUCAUGGCUUUGUGCCCCAUAUCAUCCACCGUGACAUGAAGUCAAGCAACAUUCUAUUGGAUGAGAACUUUGAGCCAAGGGUCUCUGAUUUUGGCCUUGCAAGGAUAAUCAGUGCGUGCGAGACCCAUGUCAGCACUGACAUUGCUGGUACAUUUGGCUACAUACCUCCAGAGUAUGGCCAGACAAUGAAGUCCUCUACAAAAGGUGAUGUCUACAGCUUUGGUGUUGUCAUGCUUGAGCUGCUCACGGGGCGGCCUCCUACAGGGCAAGAGGAAGGGGAAGGGGGUGGAAACCUUGUUGGCUGGGUGCGAUGGAUGAUGGCACAUGGUAAGGAGGAUGAGCUGUUUGAUCCUUGUUUGCCUGUCUCAAGUGUGUGGCGGGAACAGAUGGCCUGUGUGCUCGCAAUUGCCCGAGACUGCACUGUGGACGAGCCAUGGAGGAGGCCAACUAUGCUGGAGGUGGUGAAGGGCCUCAAGAUGGCCGAAACAAUAGAAUGUGGACCUCUGGUUGUGACAGUCACUAAGGACAUGUAAUGCCGGUGUAUGGAACUGGGUGUUCAGCGAAUGUUGUUCGUGUUGAUAUAAUAAUGUAGGCUCCAUGUAGCUGUAGCUGUACUGGUGACUGUAAUGAGAGAAAUUAAUGCUGCUCAUGUUCAGGCUGUAGUUAUUGAUGUAACCUCUUCAUCUGGACCCAAGCAAGCACUUAUGAUAUGGCAGCGAUUGUUUAGCACGUAA
Molecule: messenger RNA, 4490 nt
Organism: Sorghum bicolor (sorghum)
Lineage: Eukaryota; Viridiplantae; Streptophyta; Magnoliopsida; Poales; Poaceae
Product: leucine-rich repeat receptor protein kinase MSP1
Exons: 3
Coding region: 408-4289 (1293 amino acids)
Biological process (GO): protein phosphorylation
Molecular function (GO): protein binding; protein kinase activity; ATP binding
Source: RefSeq, a predicted model, not a curated record